AUGCCCUCCCACCCUAACCUGUCCAUUAUCAUCCUCCCCUUCCUACUUCUCCUCUCCCUCUCCUCUGCAUCCCCUCCUCCCCCCUCCUCUUCCUCUUCCUCCCCCUCCCCAUUCCUCUCUUUCUCCCCACCCGAGGGAGGUCUCACACACUUGGUCAUUCACAACAAAACCGGAGAGGUCUACCUGGGCGCCGUUAACUGGAUUCAUAAGCUGUCAAGUAACCUCACCAUGCUCCGGUGCCAUGUCACUGGUCCAGUCACCGACAAUCCCCGCUGCUACCCACCGCCCGGCGUCCAGUCCUGCCCCCAUGAGCUUGUGCAGACCUCUAACAUCAAUAAACUGCUUCUCCUGGACGCCGCACACAACCGUCUGAUUGCCUGUGGGAGCACCUCCCAGGGAAUAUGUCAGUUCCUGCGCCUGGACGACCUGUUCAAGCUUGGCGAGCCCCACCACCGCAAAGAGCAUUACCUGUCCAGCGUGGCGGAGGCCGGCACCAUGUCGGGCGUGGUGAUUGCGCCGGAUAUUUUUGGUGGGGGCGGGAAGCUAUUUGUGGGCACGCCCAUCGACGGGAAGUCCGAGUACUUCCCGACACUGUCGAGCCGCAAGCUGAUGUCCAACGAGGAAAACGCCGACAUGUUCAGCUUCGUCUACCAGGAUGAGUUCGUCUCCUCGCAGCUCAAGAUCCCCUCAGACACACUCUCCAAGUUCCCCGCCUUCGACAUCUACUACAUCUAUGGCUUCAACAGCGAGCAGUUUGUGUAUUACCUCACUUUACAGCUUGAUACCCAGCUCACCUCGCCUGACGCAAGCAGUGAACAGUUCUUCACCUCCAAAAUUGUCCGCUUAUGCGUUGAUGAUCCUAAGUUUUACUCCUACGUUGAGUUCCCCAUCGGAUGCACAAAGGACGGAGUGGAGUACCGCUUGGUUCAGGAUGCCUAUUUGGCCCGGCCCGGCACCCGGUUGGCACGCUCACUGGGGAUCCAGGACCACGAGGAGGUUCUGUUCAUCGUCUUUGCCCAGGGCCAGAAGAACAGGGCCAAACCACCUAGGGAGUCGGCUCUGUGCCUGUUCACACUGAGGAAGAUAAAGGAGAAGAUUAAAGAGAGGAUUCAGUCGUGCUAUAGAGGAGAGGGGAAACUCUCCUUGCCUUGGCUGCUUAACAAGGAGCUGGCCUGCAUCAACUCGCCCUUGCAGAUUGACGAUAACUUCUGCGGCCAGGACUUCAACCAGCCUCUAGGGGCCACCACCAUCGAGGGCAUCCCCCUUUUCGUGGACAAGGACGACGGCAUGACUUCUGUGGCGGCCUACGACUACCGGGGUCACACGGUCGCAUUCACCGGCACCCGCAGCGGCCGCAUGAAGAAGGUAGGCCCAGAUACUGCGACCCCAGGAGGCAGACCUGCCUUGCUGUAUGAGAACGUGGUGGUGAGCAACGGGAGCCCCAUUCUGAGGGAUCUGCUCUUCAGCCCUGAUCACCAGUACUUGUACACACUCACUGAUGAACAGGUCACCCGUGUGCCAGUGGAAAGUUGUGAACAGUACACAUCAUGUGGAGCCUGUCUGGGCUCUGGAGACCCUCACUGUGGUUGGUGCGUCCUUCACAACGUUUGUUCGAGGAAGGAUCGCUGCGAGAGGGCGGAGGAGCCCCAGCGUUUCACCACCAGAAUAGAGCAGUGUGUUCGACUCACCGUCCAACCCAACACCAUCUCUGUCACCAUGUCUCAAGUGCAGCUGGUACUCCAGGCACAGAAUGUCCCCAGUCUCUCGACCGGAGUGAACUGUUCUUUCGAGGACUACGUGGAGACAGAGGGACGCAUAUACAGUGGCCGUGUCUUCUGCCUGUCCCCCUCCACCAGAGAAGUUGCCCCCAUCACCCGCGACCAGGGUGACCAGCGGGUUAUAAAGCUGUAUCUGAAGUCUAAGGAGACGGGAAAGAAGUUUGCCAGUGUCGACUUUGUCUUUUACAACUGCAGUGUCCAUCAAUCGUGCCUAUCAUGUGUAAACGGUAACUUCCCCUGCCACUGGUGUAAAUACCGCCACAUGUGUACGCAGGAUGCCAGUGACUGCUCCUUCCAGGAGGGACGUGUCAACACCUCAGAGGAGUGUCCUCAGAUCCUCCCCUCAACCCAGAUCUACAUUCCAGUUGGAGUUUUGAGGCCCAUCACGCUGCUCGCUCAGAACCUGCCCCAGCCCCAGUCUGGGCAGAGGAACUACGAGUGUAUCUUCCACAUCCAGGGCAACACGCACAAUGUGCCGGCUCUCAGGUUCAACAGCACCAGCAUACAGUGUCAGAAGACCACGUAUGACUACGAGGGUGGAGACAUCAGUGACCUGCCAGUCGACCUGUCUGUGGUGUGGAACGGCAACUUCGUCAUCGACAACCCCUUCAACAUACAAGCCCACCUGUACAAGUGCAGGGCCCUGCGGGACAGCUGCGGCAUGUGUCUGAAGGCCGAGCCGCGCUUCGAGUGCGGCUGGUGCGUCCAAGAGAGGAAGUGCUCCCUCAGACAGGAGUGUACCAGUGGCGGGAACCCCCACCAGUCUCCGCAACACCCAGACGGUGGAGGAUGGAUGCAUGCCACCACUGGCAACAGCCGCUGCACACACCCAAAGAUCACCAAGAUGUUCCCAGAGACGGGGCCCAGACAGGGGGGCACUAGGCUCACCAUCCUGGGGGAGAACCUGGGACUGCAGUUCCGGGACAUCCAGAUGGGUGUCAGCCUUGGCAAGGUGCCCUGUGUGCCUAUCGAGGAGGAAUAUGUCAGUGCGGAGAGGAUAGUGUGUCUGCUGAAUGACGCCACAAGUUACCGUAUCCAGGAGGCCCUGGUGGAGGUGUGUGUGAGAGACUGCGUGAACGACUACAGAGCUCACUCCCCCCGGCCAUUCACCUUUGUGACUCCGUACUUCACCCGCAUCCAGCCGUCUCAGGGGCCCAUCUCCGGGGGUACCAGGGUCACCAUCGAGGGGAGCUACCUGAACGCGGGCAGUUACGUGUCCGUCGGCAUCGGACCUCAGCCCUGCUUCUUUAAAAAGAGGAACGCUCGUGAGAUAGUGUGUGUCACUCCGGCCGGGCUGGUCCCGGGUAGCACGUCGGUGUGGGUGGAUAUAGAUGACGCCGAGCUCAGAAACCCAGACGUCAAGUUCAACUACACUGAAGACCCCACCGUGCUCAGGAUCGAACCCGACUGGAGCAUUGCAAGUGGCGGUACUCUGCUGACAGUGAGUGGGACUAACCUGGCAACCAUCAGAGAACCCAAGAUUAGGGCCAAGUAUGGACAAGCCGAGUCCUUCCAUAACUGUACUGUGUACAACAACUCGGUCAUGGUGUGCCUGGCUCCAUCAGUGGCUGAUUCAGAGCUGGGCUUCUCAGAGACUGGUACCGGUCCAGAUGAGAUCGGUUUCUACAUGGAUAAUGUGAAUGCCCUGGUAGUGGUCAACGAGACAUUCAGCUACUACCCUGACCCCGUGUUCGAACCCCUGAGUCCCUCUGGGAUACUCGAGCUCAAACCAACCUCACCACUCAUACUCAAGGGCCGUAACCUGAUCCCCGCGGCCCCCGGUAACAGUCGUCUGAACUACACGGUGCUGAUCGGGGAGACGCCCUGCAUCCUCACCCUGUCGGAGAGCCAGCUGCUGUGUGAAUGGCCAAACCUCACCGGCCAGCACAAAGUCACGAUUCGCGCCGGAGGAUUUGAGUACUCCCCCGGGACUCUCCAGAUCUACUCAGACAGUCUGCUGACACUCCCAGCCAUCAUCGGCAUCGGAGGGGGCGGCGGCCUGCUCCUUCUGGUCAUCAUCGCCGUGCUAAUAGCCUAUAAGAGGAAGUCCAGAGACGCCGACCGCACCUUGAAGCGCCUGCAGCUCCAGAUGGACAACCUGGAGUCUAGAGUGGCCCUGGAGUGUAAAGAAGCGUUUGCCGAGCUCCAGACGGACAUCCACGAGCUGACCCAGGAGCUGGAUGGAGCAGGGAUCCCGUUCCUGGACUACCGGACCUACGCCAUGAGGGUCCUCUUCCCUGGCAUCGAGGAUCAUCCCGUGCUCAAGGAGAUGGAGGUGCAGGCUAAUGUCGAGAAGGCUCUGACGCUGUUUGGACAGCUGUUAACAAAGAAACACUUCCUGUUGACUUUCAUACGAACCCUCGAGGCACAGAGGUCGUUCUCCAUGCGGGAUCGAGGGAACGUGGCCUCUCUGAUCAUGACCGCUCUGCAGGGGGAGAUGGAGUACGCCACCGGAGUCCUCAAACAGCUGCUUUCCGACCUGAUAGACAAAAACCUGGAAAGCAAGAACCACCCCAAGCUGCUGCUCAGAAGAACGGAGUCUGUCGCUGAGAAGAUGCUGACUAACUGGUUCACCUUCCUGCUGUACAAGUUCCUCAAGGAAUGUGCCGGGGAGCCUCUCUUCAUGCUGUACUGCGCCAUGAAGCAGCAGAUGGAAAAGGGACCCAUAGAUGCCAUCACCGGAGAGGCGCGGUACUCCCUCAGCGAAGACAAGCUCAUCAGGCAACAGAUUGACUACAAGACACUGACUUUGCACUGCGUGAACCCAGAGAACGAGAACGCCGCAGAGGUGACGGUUAAGUGUCUGAACUGCGACACCAUCACCCAGGUCAAGGAGAAGCUGCUGGAUGCUGUGUACAAGGGCAGUCCCUACUCACAGAGACCCAAGGCCUCUGACAUGGACCUGGAGUGGCGUCAAGGCCGAAUGGCUAGAAUUAUUCUCCAGGAUGAAGAUGUUACCACUAAAAUAGAUAAUGACUGGAAAAGACUCAACACACUGGCCCACUACCAGGUCACAGACGGUUCAGUGAUUGCCUUGGUGCCGAAGCAGAAUUCUGCCUACAAUAUCUCCAACUCCUCCACCUUCACCAAGAGCCUCAGCAGAUACGAGAGUAUGCUGAGAACGGCCAGCAGUCCAGACAGCCUGCGAUCCCGAACCCCGAUGAUCACCCCCGACCUGGAGAGCGGAACCAAACUGUGGCACCUGGUCAAGAACCACGACCACUCGGACCAGAGAGAGGGGGACAGGGGGAGUAAGAUGGUCUCUGAAAUCUACCUAACCAGGCUGCUAGCAACAAAAGGUACGUUACAGAAGUUUGUGGAUGACCUCUUCGAGACCAUCUUCAGCACAGCCCACCGAGGCAGUGCCCUGCCGCUGGCUAUCAAGUACAUGUUUGACUUCCUGGAUGAGCAGGCGGACAAGCACUCCAUCACAGACUACGACGUACGGCACACCUGGAAGAGCAACUGUCUCCCACUCCGUUUCUGGGUAAACGUGAUCAAGAACCCCCAGUUUGUGUUUGACAUCCACAAGAACAGUAUCACAGACGCCUGUCUGUCUGUGGUGGCCCAGACCUUCAUGGACUCCUGUUCGACCUCAGAGCACAAACUGGGGAAGGACUCACCUUCAAAUAAGCUGCUCUACGCUAAAGACAUCCCCAAUUACAAGAACUGGGUAGAGAGGUACUACUCCGACAUCUCCCGUAUGCCGGCCAUCAGCGACCAGGACAUGAGUGCUUACCUAGCGGAGCAGUCCCGGCUGCACCUCAGCCAGUUCAACAGCAUGUCCGCCCUGCACGAGAUCUACAACUACAUCAUCAAAUACAAAGAUGAGAUCCUGUCGGCAUUACAGAAGGAUGACCAGUCUCGCAGACAGAGGCUACGCAGCAAGCUCGAUCAGGUUAUCGACACCAUGGCCCUGACUAGCUGAGAACUAGCCAGUGACGUACCUGGUGAGCCGAGGACUGGCCAGUUGACAUGCCUACCCCCUGACAACCUUCGAUGCCCGCAACCUCUGACCCUUGAUGUUUGAACUCUGACCUUUAUGAAAACCUAGAGGACUGCAAGGGACACAAGCAUUCAGCAGCACAUUGGAUUGGAG
Lampris incognitus (smalleye Pacific opah) is the source of this 5877-nucleotide messenger RNA. RefSeq names its product plexin A1a (gene plxna1a). Gene Ontology annotation, biological process: positive regulation of axonogenesis; regulation of cell migration; semaphorin-plexin signaling pathway involved in axon guidance. The record is from RefSeq and is a predicted model, not a curated record. NCBI's taxonomy places the organism in Eukaryota, Metazoa, Chordata, Actinopteri, Lampriformes, Lampridae. Gene Ontology annotation, cellular component: semaphorin receptor complex. Gene Ontology annotation, molecular function: protein binding; semaphorin receptor activity.